AUGGAGCAGAGACGCUCUCCACAGCCCCACGCACACGGGGGCAAGAAGCCAUUCAAUUGCUCUGUGUGUGGGAAGUCCUUUUCAUGGCCAUCACAUCUUCAGAGACACCAGAGAACACACACGGGCGAGAAGCCGUUCCUGUGCUCUGUGUGCGGGAAGACAUUUGCACACUCAUCACAUCUUCAGAGUCACCAGAGUACACACACGGGCGAGAAGCCGUUCCUGUGUUCUGUGUGUGGGAAGACAUUUGCACAGUCAUCACAUCUUCAGAGUCAUCAGAGAACACACACGGGCGAGAAGCCAUUCGUGUGCCCUGUGUGUGGGAAGACAUUUUCAAAGUCAUCAAAUCUUCAUAGUCAUCAGAGAACACACACGGGCGAGAAGCCAUUCCUGUGCCCUGUGUGUGGGAAGACAUUUUCCAAGUCAUCAAAUCUUCAUAGUCAUCAGAGAACACACACGGGCGAGAAGCCAUUUUUGUGCCCUGUGUGUGGGAAGACAUUUGCAGACUCAUCAACCAGGAACAGGCAUCAGAAGAGACGCUCUCCACAGCCCCACGCACACGGGGGCAAGAAGCCAUUCAAUUGCUCUGUGUGUGGGAAGUCCUUUUCAUGGCCAUCACAUCUUCAGAGACACCAGAGAACACACACGGGCGAGAAGCCGUUCCUGUGCUCUGUGUGCGGGAAGACAUUUGCACACUCAUCACAUCUUCAGAGUCACCAGAGAACACACACGGGCGAGAAGCCGUUCCUGUGCUCUGUGUGCGGGAAGACAUUUGCACACUCAUCACAUCUUCAGAGUCACCAGAGAACACACAAGGGCGAGAAGCCGUUCCUGUGCUCUGUGUGCGGGAAGACAUUUGCACACUCAUCACAUCUUCAGAGUCACCAGAGAACACACACGGGCGAGAAGCCGUUCCUGUGUUCUGUGUGUGGGAAGACAUUUGCACAGUCAUCACAUCUUCAGAGUCAUCAGAGAACACACACGGGCGAGAAGCCAUUCGUGUGCCCUGUGUGUGGGAAAACAUUUUCAAAGUCAUCAAAUCUUCAUAGUCAUCAGAGAACACACACGGGCGAGAAGCCAUUUCUGUGCCCUGUGUGUGGGAAGACAUUUGCAGACUCAUCAACCAGGAACAGGCAUCAGAAGAAUAAGUGCAUAAUGACACACUGA
Molecule: messenger RNA, 1167 nt
Organism: Lethenteron reissneri (Far Eastern brook lamprey)
Lineage: Eukaryota; Metazoa; Chordata; Hyperoartia; Petromyzontiformes; Petromyzontidae
Product: zinc finger protein 235-like
Biological process (GO): regulation of DNA-templated transcription
Molecular function (GO): RNA polymerase II cis-regulatory region sequence-specific DNA binding; DNA-binding transcription factor activity, RNA polymerase II-specific
Source: RefSeq, a predicted model, not a curated record